Messenger RNA from Lolium rigidum, 2837 nucleotides. Its product is annotated as potassium transporter 20-like. The transcript has 11 exons. The record is from RefSeq and is a predicted model, not a curated record. Bases 487 to 2793 code for a protein of 768 amino acids. Gene Ontology annotation, molecular function: potassium ion transmembrane transporter activity. Gene Ontology annotation, cellular component: membrane. Lineage: Eukaryota; Viridiplantae; Streptophyta; Magnoliopsida; Poales; Poaceae. Gene Ontology annotation, biological process: potassium ion transmembrane transport.
CCCCGCCCCCGGGAUUCCUCCGGUCUCCGCACUGCCUUCCACUGUUCUUCGUCCCCGAAAUUUGUUUAUUGAUGGUACAACAAGUGAGGCAGUGAACAAACCAGUAUUUGGGAAGGAGUGAACCAGCGGAUUUGUAAGGAGAGAUCCGUUCAAAUCCACUGGGUGCAAGCUACCUCGAAGCAUCACUAGUGUAUCCACCAUCCAUGAGCCAUGAAAUGUACCAGCGGGUUUACCUACUCAACCGCUUGGCUAAGGGCGGAUGAUACCUAUUGAACAUCAACUAAUUGACAACGCCAGCUUGCGUCUUUUAGCUCUGUCUUGUUUGAUUUUUAUUUGCUGGUAUACAUAAAAAAUGAUCUCAGACUUGAUUUUCGGACAAUCUGAUAACUGGAACUUAGAACCAUAAGGGUCGAAGCCUAGAGUGUAAGAUAUUUCAAGAGGCCCCUCAAAAGUAUUAGGAGGUGCUCAUAAAUAGCAGGAGUACGAAUGUACGUAGAAGUUGAGAACCCGUCAAACAUCGAAACGACCAAACGGCUUGAGCGCCAAGACUCGCUUUUUGGUGAUGCGGAGAAGGUCUCUAACAUCACAGGCCAUGGCUCCAAGGAAAACUGGACACAAGUGCUACAUCUUGCAUUCCUGAGCAUCGGCAUCAUUUAUGGGGAUGUUGGGACGUCACCGCUCUAUGUGUACUCGAGUACCUUCCCUAAUGGCAUCAAGAACAAGGAUGAUCUCUUGGGUGUCCUGUCGCUCAUCCUGUAUACCCUCAUCCUUAUACCAAUGAUCAAGUAUGUCUUCAUUGUGCUAUAUGCAGAUGACAACGGAGAUGGUGGCACAUUUGCGCUGUACUCACUCAUAUCGCGGUAUGCAAAGAUAAGGCUGAUCCCGAACCAGCAGGUAGAGGAUUCAAUGGUGUCGAAUUACAGCAUAGAAUCACCCAGCUUACCGCUGAGGAGGGCACAAUGGUUGAAGGAUAAGUUUGAGUCCAGCAAGGCAGCCAAGAUUGGGCUCUUCACCAUCACAAUUCUUGGCACGUCCAUGGUGAUGGGUGAUGGAACCUUGACACCAGCAAUUUCCGUGCUCUCUGCAGUAAGUGGGAUCAGAGAGAAAGUGCCUAGUUUAACUGAAACACAGGUAGUCUGGAUCUCGGUGCCUAUUCUGUUCAUGCUCUUUUCAGUCCAGCGUUUUGGGACUGAUAAGGUCGGGUACUCCUUUGCUCCAAUCAUUUCUGUGUGGUUUGUUCUUAUUGCUGGCAUUGGAAUGUACAAUAUCAUGGUGUAUGAGAUCGGCAUUCUUCGAGCCUUCAAUCCAAUGCACAUACUAUAUUACUUCAGGAGAAAUGGUAAGGAAGCAUGGGUUUCACUGGGAGGUGCUAUCUUGUGUGUUACAGGUACAGAGGGUAUGUAUGCUGAUCUAGGACAUUUCAAUAUCAGGGCCAUUCAGAUAAGCUUCACUGCUGUUUUGUUCCCCUCUGUGGCACUGUGUUACAUUGGGCAGGCAGCAUAUCUGAGAACAUUUCCAGAGAAUGUUACGGACACCUUCUACAGGUCUAUCCCAGCGCCAUUGUUCUGGCCAACCUUCAUCAUUGCCAUUUUUUCGGCUAUCAUUGCAAGCCAAGCAAUGCUCUCUGGUGCAUUCUCUAUCCUCUCCAAGGCCCUAUCUCUGGGUUGCUUCCCCAAGGUUCGUGUGAUCCAUACCUCAAAGCAUCACGAGGGACAGGUGUACAUUCCUGAAGUGAAUUUUCUGAUGGGACUGGCUAGCAUUAUAAUCACAAUCACCUUCAGAACAACCACUGAAAUCGGCAAUGCAUAUGGGAUCUGUGUUGUCACUGUCUUCUCAAUCACCACACAUUUGAUGACCGUCGUGAUGCUGCUCGUGUGGAAGAAGAACAUCAUCUUCAUCUUGUUGUUUUACGUUGUGUUUAGUUCCAUAGAAUGGAUCUACCUGUCUUCAAUACUGUCAAAGUUCAUCCAGGGUGGGUACCUGCCAUUCUGUUUCGCUCUCGUCCUGAUGGCUCUAAUGGUAACAUGGCACUAUGUGCAUGUCAUGAAGUACUGGUACGAGCUUGACCACAUUGUCCCCAUUGAUGAUGUGACGAUACUGCUCGAGAAGCAUAAUGUGCGGCGGAUCCCUGGGGUGGGCCUCCUGUACUCGGAGCUGGUGCAAGGUAUUCCCCCGGUGUUUCUGCAGUUGGUGCAGAAAAUACCAUCUGUGCACUCUGUCUUUUUGUUCAUGUCGAUCAAGCACCUACCGAUUCCGCAUGUUGUGCCUGCGGAGCGGUUCCUCUUCCGGCAGGUCGGCCCAAGGGAGCAUCGGAUGUUCCGGUGCGUGGCACGGUAUGGGUAUAGUGAAACGGUAGAGGAUUCAGGGGAGUUUGCAAGGUUCCUCGCGGACAGGCUGAAGAUAUUCAUCGAAGAUGAGAGUGUAUUUGCAGCGGAUAAACCGGAGAACGAGGAUACAGAAGGCCAGACGAGGCCUAGGCAGUCUGCACGCUCUGUCGUACACAGUGAGGAGGUGAUAGAGCCGCAAAUGAGCAGCCAUGUAGGGAACAUUAGUACCUAUUCGCUUCAGACAAUUGAGGAAGAGAAGCAACUGAUUGACGUAGAGAUGGAGCGAGGGGUGGUUUAUCUUAUGGGGUCAGCCAAUGUGAUAGCAGGACCCAAAUCGUCCGCCGUGAAGAAGGUAGUGGUAAACUAUGUGUAUGCAUUCUUGAGGAGGAACUUGGCAGAGGGUCACAAGGUGCUGGCCAUUCCGAAUGACCAACUGCUCAAAGUUGGGAUCACAUACGAGAUUUAGAGAUGUUAACUGAAAGUAUGAGGUUAGGCUAACCUACAGUACCA